Messenger RNA from Alternaria arborescens, 1119 nucleotides. RefSeq lists its product as hypothetical. Bases 1 to 1119 code for a protein of 372 amino acids. NCBI's taxonomy places the organism in Eukaryota, Fungi, Ascomycota, Dothideomycetes, Pleosporales, Pleosporaceae. The transcript has 2 exons. Gene Ontology annotation, molecular function: oxidoreductase activity. The record is from RefSeq and is a predicted model, not a curated record.
AUGACUACGCAAGAAGCGUUCGAGAUAAUGGUCCAGCUGCAAGCGCUCGAGUUUCCCUACGCGAUGAAGAAGGCGCGAAGUGUUGCGCUUCUGAAGGCGGGCGGGAUACCCACCAUGUCCAAAUUGUUCGCCGUCACUGGCCAGAAUAACAUCAGAAAUGCAGGAAGGCGAGCUGUUGAUACGGAGAUUCUCCUGCGCGAGUCACAGACACAGCCACGGGAUUCUGAACGCUAUAUGGAUGCGGUUGCACGAAUGAAUUACCUCCACGCUCGAUAUCGUAAAGCGGGAAAGAUCCUAGACGCAGACCUUCUGCACACGCUGGGCGACGGAGCAUUGGAAAUUCUACACAUCAUAGACAAGGAAGAGUGGCGAGAGCUCAGCGACGUCGAAAAGUGCGCUGUGGGAAUAUUCCACCGCAACCUUGGCGAGGACUUGGAGAUUCCAUUUACUCCAUUGAAAAGCUUCAAAUCGGGAUGGCAGGAUGGGUCACAUUUUGUGACUGAGCUGAUUGAAUGGACGAAAGGAUAUGAGAAAGAGGUUGCAAAGCCGACGGCAACAGGAGAUCAGUAUGUAAGAGUUUAUGUCGACUCAGCUACGAACAAAAUGGGCAAAAGAGUCACAGCGUUCAUUAGGCGGGUUGUUGGUUCGGAUCUGGAUGAUACAAUGAGGACAAGCCUCUGCAUCGAAGCCCCCGGACCAUUCAUUUACGCUCUCCUCUUCGCUAUCAGGAACACCCGCAAGAUUCUCCUCCGCUUCCUUAUGCUACCCCGCCCAGAGUUUCUUGCUUAUCAUUCUGUCGCGUCCGUUCCAAAUGCUGAAGGCCUGUAUAACUUCAGUCAUGGAGGUUUCCAGCCCUGGUAUGUUCGACCUAGCUUGUGGUCAACUUGGAGUCCUGGGGCAGCGCUUCUAAGGAUGUUUGGUGCUAGGAAACCCGGCAGCAAAGGCGAUAGAUAUAAGCCGACAGGGUAUGAUUUGAAAACAAUUGGACCGCCACCGCAAGAAGGGAAGGGCUCUGAGGAGAUGAGGGCGGCAGUCGAGUUUAUGAAGGGUCGGGGAACAGGGGAGUGUCCGUUUUCAGGUAUGAAGCAGCGUAAGGAUUCUGAUCUGGCGAAAGGGUAA